Aspergillus aculeatus ATCC 16872 is the source of this 1320-nucleotide messenger RNA. It is a transcript of the gene pxr1, whose product is annotated as telomerase inhibitor/ribosome biogenesis protein PXR1. The coding region runs from base 138 to 1025 and encodes 295 amino acids. Lineage: Eukaryota; Fungi; Ascomycota; Eurotiomycetes; Eurotiales; Aspergillaceae. Gene Ontology annotation, molecular function: nucleic acid binding. The transcript is spliced from 3 exons. The record is from RefSeq and is a predicted model, not a curated record.
GCUAAUUCCCUCUCUUCUUUCAAUCUUUCUCUUGUGGGCUAGUUAGUACUUCUCUCAACAAUUAGCAGUGAACAAAUACUUCAAGCAAAGAAAGGACCCCCCCUCCCCCGGGCCGAGAAACCAUCUUGAUCUAGCAAAUGGGUCUUGCUGCACCCCGAAAGAAAUCCAAGAUCUCACACGAUCCUAACAAUACAAAUUGGUCGCGCUCAACAACUGGCUUCGGGCACAAGAUUCUCAGUUCUCAGGGAUGGACCCCGGGUAGCUUUCUGGGUGCACGAAAUGCUGCACAUGCUGAGUUAUUCACCACAGCAAGCGCGUCUCAUAUCCGCGUUACUAUCAAAGAUGAUACACUUGGUCUUGGCGCGCGACCGAGGCGGGACGUACUAGAUGAACCCACUGGUCUUGAUGCGUUUAGAGGCUUGCUGGGACGCUUAAAUGGCAAGUCAGAUGCAGAACUGGGGAUCGAGGAGAAGAGGCGCGAGAAUGCAAAGUUGGCUCGAUAUGCGGCCAGCAGAUGGCAGGCAGUUAACUUCAUUAGUGGUGGAUAUUUGGUUCAGGAAAAGGCCGAUGUCCGUGAAUCUGAAGAGCCAGCUCAAAUCCAGCCCGACACUGAGAAGCGCAGGACUAAUAAGAGUGCUACUGAUGGCCGGAAAGGACCUGAAAGUUCCGGUUUUGUGGACCUCAAGGCAUCUCCUAUCAGUCCUCAAGGUCAGGAUAAUGGCAGUUGUGGAAGGCAGCUCUCAGACAACCAGGCCUCCUGUAAGAAAAAGUCCAAGAAACGGAAGAACAAGGAAAGGCAAGAAGAUAGCGAUUUCGAACACACAAAGACAGAGACACUGGAUCAAAAAGACGAGUCCAAUCGUGACUCACCUACAGAAAUGCCUGCAUCGACACUAAAGUCUCUGCCAUCAAGGGAGCGCCGUCCGAUGGGCAGGCAUGUUUUCAGAAGCCGUCACAUUGCACAGAAAAAGAGAGCUCUUCUCGAUGAGAAAUCUCUGAAUGAGAUAUUUAUGGUCAAGUCAUAAUCUGAAUGACCCUGUCUCUUGACUCAUGUAGUGUAGAGGCUCGUCUAGAAUUUCUCCUACUACUCAAAUACCCAAUGUGAUUAUAUCUACACGCGCCUGUUAAAUACAUGAUCAUGUGCUCGGCGUGAUGCUGCAAGUCUGGUCUUCAAUGGAGUUCCGCUACAACACAUUUUCAUAAUGGUUGUCUGUUCCUAUCAUCAUGACGCUACUGAGUGUAGCUCUAGAUGAGAUUUUUGGUUGGCAGUAUACGUACUUCCGUCGAUAUAGCUUCGGAUCGGCUAGAAUUUUCUCUCAG